Molecule: messenger RNA, 2541 nt
Organism: Peronospora farinosa
Lineage: Eukaryota; Oomycota; Peronosporomycetes; Peronosporales; Peronosporaceae
Source: the annotation of a GenBank genome assembly
AUGAAAGCUCCACAGCGUCGGACGAAGCAGCAGGAGCAGCACGCGGCGCUUGUUGCGCAGCUCGUUGCUGUCAAACAGAAGCAGAAACUACUGUAUGAUGAGUCCUUGAUGUUUGCCACGUCACCCGUAGCUUUGGAAAAAGUAGCGGCCCAGCGCUCGCUGCGUUCUUUGCGUCAAUUGACACCUGAUGUGACUGUGCUCUGUGCACAGACUGGAGCUGUUGUAGAGCGCGUUGCUAACGCAAAUGACGUUGCAGAGAAAAUGACGCGUGAGGUGCGACGUCUGGACGUGAUCCAGUCGCGUUUGGGUGUGGUGUUGAAGCAAUCGGCGCAGCUUUUGGCACUGCGUAACGCAUUAUCUGGGAUCCGAUUAGCCAUGCAGCAGCAGAGAUAUCCGGAGGCUGCCACGUUCCUUCAGACACUCAAGAGUAUAGAGCAGCAGAUAACGCUGGAUUUAGCUGACAAGUUACGAGUGGAUACGAUUGAGAGCGACCUUAAAGGAGUCAUUGUAGGCGCGUUCGAUGACGGACUGCAGACUGGAGACAACCGCAAGGUACAGACAUACGCGCCAUUGUUCAAAGUGGUGGGAAGAGACUUCGAAGAACGUGGACUGGUGAUGCUGUUAGAGCAUGUGCAAAAGUCGCUGGAAGAGUCGAUGAAGCGGGACGGAGAUCCCCGUGUGAAUGUGUUUAGUAUCCCGGAACUGCUUACACGUCUUGCAGAAGUGUUCAACCAAGCGGCACAAAAAGCACAGCAACAUGCGGCGUUGUUGGUGCAGUGCUUUGAGCGAGUUCAUGGCCCGAAUCGCUUUGUGGCAAAGCUGUACGCACUAGGGGAGCAGUCGGCUGUUGCUGUGUUGAAUGCAUACAUGGCGCAACGCAAGUUUCAUGAACGUAUCACGGAUGGAGAGCAGCCUGGACCGUCGACUUUGACCACUCCGUUGUCGCCGUCAAAUCGAAACAGUGGCAGCGAUGAGGUCCACGCAGCACCAGGAAGUUCCGGGGAUGAUGGCGUUUCCGUCAUGAACGAACAGCUAAAUGAAAUGGCCCUAGUGAUCCAGCACACGCAAACGUACGAGCGUUUUAUGCGCUCAAGAGUGGUGCCUGAAGAAGAUGAAGAAGGAGCUAGUGCUACGGAAGCUGGAAAUGGUGAGAAAAUAAGUGCUGUUGACGUUAAGGAUAACCCCGUAUUGCCUCCAAUCCAUGAAAGUGAGAUAGGAAAAACUGUACAGGAGUUAGCAGGAUUCUACUGCUUCUUCGAGAACGCACUACUGAAUAAGGCUGCUCAGAAAGCUUUUCAGUGGGAAAAACUUCACUACUCAUCGGGAGAUGGGGGUAAUGGUGGUGCUGGAGUCGAUGCCUGCGAUGAACUACUCUGCUAUCCAAUUUCAUCGGCCAUUGACGAGAUUUUUUACGUAGCACGUAACUCGGGGUUGCGUGCGUUGGCGACAGGCCAUGGCGACUGCGCGGCCGGAGUUCUCAACAUGAUUAACACCGUGUUGCGUGAUGUUGUUGGAGACACGAUGCGAAGUCGCAUCCGACAUAUGACUACAUCUGCUAAGAUGGACAGAGCACCAGGAGAUGCGUCCAGCUUAUUGGCUGCUUCCUCGGCGCAGUUGCGUGAUCAGAUGCAACAACAAUUUGCUAAGCUCAGCAAGACUGUUGGGCCUGUGGGUGGUGCUAGCAAUACCGACGUUGCUGGACAGACGUCAGAAGAGCGGAGGGAACACGCCCCCGAUGUUGUACUCAACAGUUUGGAGGUAAUUUCCGGUUACAUCGCACAACUGAAGGACGAGUUUGAACAUGAGCUGCCUGAAGCCUUUCCUGAAGUGCCGCAGCAUAUUACGACUUGUCUGAACGCACUCGAAGACGCAUCAGCUGAACUAAAGCAGCUACUUGUGGUGUCACGAAAAAAGCUUUUGAAGCUUUUGGAACCAACGAUUGCUACAUACCUCAACAGUUUGUUAUCACCGUCCUCGUCGGCAUCUUCUGCAGCAUCGGCUUUGGCCGCAUCUGCAACAGCUUUGUCGUCGUCAUCUGGACCGAGACGCAUUGGUGUGCAAUACGAGCUGACCGAGGCAAUGUUCACGUUUAACGAGGCAAACGAUCCAUUUGCACACGCCUUUGUACGCGGUCUGCGCUCGCUGCUAGCUGGCUUUCGUGGGAAUCUCUCGCAGAGUAAUUACCGUGCAAUUGUGCAGGGAGUCGCUCAAUAUGCGGCUACUCAGAUGGAAUCUUGGUUUUUCACUCGAGUGACUCGUGUAAACCAGCUUGGUGCAUUGCAAUUUGAUAAAGACGUGCGUGUCAUUAGCACUUUCUUUAGCGGUGAAGGUGGUGCCAACGACGACGUACGUGAGGCAUUUGCUGUUUUGACUCAACUGUCUGAGGUUUUAAAUCUGGACACUCCUCAAGACGUGCUGGACGUGUAUGGACUUCGACGUCGUGGUGUGGCUUGGACAUUGUCGGCUGCUCGUGUUAAGGAAGUGCUUUCACGUCGCGUGGAAUUUGCCGAUGCGGCCAUUAAUAAGCUCGUCCUGAAGUAA